Molecule: messenger RNA, 1823 nt
Organism: Polistes canadensis
Lineage: Eukaryota; Metazoa; Arthropoda; Insecta; Hymenoptera; Vespidae
Gene: Mocs2B
Product: molybdopterin synthase catalytic subunit
Exons: 9
Coding region: 588-1715 (375 amino acids)
Biological process (GO): Mo-molybdopterin cofactor biosynthetic process
Cellular component (GO): cytosol
Molecular function (GO): molybdopterin synthase activity
Source: RefSeq, a predicted model, not a curated record
GCGCCUUCUUCGGACAAUACAAACCUAGCCACGUUUGGUUUUAUCCAUUUCGCGCAUGCGCACCGAUAUCCAAUGUUUCAAAAUGUCCUAUUGUUGCAAGAGGUUUUUGUGUUUUCAAUUUUCCUCGGUUAGUGAUUAUCUACAGAAACUGAAUUGUCAGUGAGAGCACUGGUGCGUGGUAUAUGUCGAAGAGAUACUAAUUACGUAACGACAGUUUAUAAGGUAUAUUGAUACGUGAUGAAAUAUUUCAACUAGUAGGUGUUUAAAAAAAGAAAAACACUUUUAUUUCUUAUUAUAAGUCUUUAUUCGUAUUAUAAUGAACGAACAUCUUGAUGUUGCAAAUGUGAAUAUAUUAUUUUUUGCAAAAGCACGAGAAUUAACAGGAAUAAAGGAAAGUAAAAUUAUUAUCAACAGAGAUUUAUCUUAUAACGAACUAUUUAAGAUAAUAGUAACGACUUAUCAUUUGGAAAGUAUAAGUAAAACACUGAUCUUAGCUGUGAACGAGGAAUUUGUUAAUGAAAAUUCUCCUUUAAACUUAUUGGAUGAAAACGAAGUUGCUGUUAUUCCACCAAUAAGCGGAGGUUAACAUGGAUACUGGAAAAAAUUUUGUUCAGUUGGAACAGAAAGUAUUAAAUUUUGAAGAAAUAUAUAAUUUAACACUAUCACCUAAAUGCGGUGCAAUAUCUUCUUUUGUAGGAACUACACGUGAUAAUUUUGAGAAUAAAAGGGUUAUUAAAUUAGAAUAUGAAGCUUAUGAACCUAUGGCAUUAAAAGAAAUGAAUAAUAUAUGUGACAAAAUACGUUUGCAAUGGAAUAUUGAAAAUAUUGCAAUAUAUCAUCGUCUUGGUGAAGUACCAGUGACAGAAGCUAGUGUUAUUAUAAUAGUUUCUUCUCCUCAUAGACAAGAUUGCCUUAAAGCUGUGGAUUAUGCUAUUAAUUCCUUGAAAGCUUCCGUUCCAAUAUGGAAGAAAGAGAUAUACGAUACCAAAGAAACUAAUUGGAAGGAAAAUAAAGAAUGUACUAAUAAUGAUACAGUAGAAAAUUUGAAGGAUUCGCUUAAAAGUUUAUGUUCAAAUGAAAAAGAUUCUUUUGAAGACGUAGAAGCUCCAAUUGAAGAACCUGUUUUAUUUGAUCCCAAUCUUGUACAAAUCAAAGCAAACUCAAAUGAACUUAAACAUAGAAUAGAAUCUUUUAUUGAAAGAAAGCGUCAGCAAGUAAAUUUAGUAAACAUACAAGAAUUCUGUUGUAACAGAGAACAAUAUAAUGAGAAACAAAAUUCUUGUGCAAGAGUGGAUGCUAUUUUGAUUAGAAGAAAAGAUUCGAAAAGUCAUGUUAAAGUACAUAGAGUAUUAAAUUCAUGGGGACCUCAAACGGUUGACCGAUCACGUUUGCACAAUGCCAAUAAUUAUACGACAAACCGACAAGAUAAUAAUAAUUCUUCUUCGGUGUUAAAUGACCGGAUAACUACCGCUGAAAAAAUGUUAGGCAUAAUAAAACCAGUUCCUCGAGACGUUUAUGAAAGAUUAAAAAAUAUUGAGGAUAGGAUAUUAUUUUUGGAAGGUGUAUCUCCCGAGUAUAAAGAUUUUUGGAUAGGAGAAAAUAUGGAAAAUUUAACAAGGGAUAUAAAACCAUUUAGAAAAAGGACAUAUUCUAUGGCGGAACUCGAUUCAAAAUUGCUCGAAUUAGAAAAUAAGUAUGCAAAAACGAUGAAGUAGCAUUGAUAAGAUAAUUUAAGUAUAUACACAUAUAAAAUAAAUAAAUUAUAAUUUUGUUUUUAAAUAAGAUAUUUGAUACCUUCUUAAAAAAAUAAAAAAUGAGAGCAA